GCUGUUGGGGUUUGUCCCUUUAGAAAGUUGGCAGAGAGCCAGCGCCUGUCCCUGCAAAUGCAGUUGCUGCUGCACCCCCUCCAGCCCCCGCAUCGCUCGCCUAACCGACCCCAAGAACUCCCCGGCCGCUAACGAGGAGGGAGCAUUGCAAAGGCGGGAGGCAAAGCCUUGAGCGGGCCCUUGAAGGGGAGCCGGCGAGGAGCCCUGGAGCUGGGCUGCUACGGAGUCCUUGCACCGGAGCUGAGCGCCGCCCCGGGAGAAGGAGGAGGAUGCGCGCAGUCUUCGCGGGACUCUCGCUCGUGCUGCUGGCGGCGGAACAGGGCGCGCGGGUCUGCACCAUCGUCCAUUAUCUUCUCUCUGGCCGGUAUCUCUGGUGCUGGUUGACCAUUGCUUUGCUUCUACCUGACUAUAUAGUUCAGCUCCUCAGCUUCUCUUGGUUCCGGGCAGAUGGGCACAGAGGCUGCUGCUGUCUGGUGAUAGUGCACAUGCUGCAGCUGGGGAUUUGGAAGCGGCAUUGGGACGCUCUGUGGACAGCUGCCGAGGCUGGAGGAAGCUCCGUUGCUGGAGAUCUCCUUGUGCAGCUGGGGGACCUGUCAGUUCUGCGCCUCUUGGAAGCCCUGCUGCAGACCUUGCCCCACCUGUUGCUACAGAGCUACGUUUUUGUAGCGGUGGAACCGACUGGCCUUGUCCCAGGUGUGAGUGCCGGACUGUCCCUGCUCUCCCUUUCCUGGUCUUUAGUCUCUUAUAGCCGCUUUACAUGCCUAAUGAAACCAGGUCAUCUCUACAUGCCAGCGGCAGCCCUCCUGUGCCAGUUGUUGUGGAGGACAGGAAUGCUAGGAACGAGGGUCGUGGCCCUGGUGCUCUUUGCCAGAGUCUAUCCUGUCUGGGUUUUUGUCGCAGCCGGUGUUCACUGGCUAGUGAUGUCUUUCUGGCUAGUGUCUCAGCAAACUGACAUCAUAGCGAGUUCCUGUCACUGGAGACUGUUCAACUUCCUGGUGGGGGCCGUGUACAUCUUCUGCUACAUCAACUUCCAGGCUAGCCCCUCCAGGUACAGAGUGGCUGUGUUUUAUGUGAUAAUGCUGAUAGAGAACAUCUUCCUUUUGAUGUUGGCCACAGACCUCCUGCAGGGGGUGCGGCGGGAGAGCCUGUUUGUGACAGGGGCUGUGAUGGCUGGAUUCGUGAUUGGCUCUGCAGCUCUGGUCACCUAUUACAGUCUGCUGCACCCCAAAUCCACAGAGAUCUGGCAGAGUUUCCUGAACAAAUCUUGCAACAUCACAGCUGCAAAGUAUCACGGGACAGAAGGAUCCACUUCCCGGUCCGUAAACGAAGCUGGGGAGAGCUUUGGAAUUUCAGGUCAGGGGGACAUUGUCUCUUCAAAUGCAGAAGUCUCGAAGGUGGUGCCUACCAGGCCUGCUUCUAGAGCACACGGUGAGACCUCACUUGGAGAACUUGAAGGUCAUACUUCUGUGAAAGACACCUGGGUGAACCAUCAUCACUGGCUGUUGGUAAAGCUAGCCUUGAAAACUGGGGAUAUGUCCAGGAUCAACGCAGCCUUUGGAGAUGGUGGAAUUGGGGAGCUUUACCCUUCAGGAUGGGUGGCAAGCAAACACUGCAGUGCCAUGCUUGGGCCAAAGACCAAACUUGGCUUUUCUUUGGUGGGAAAAUGCCCUGGAACCCCUAAAGCCAGAGUGGUAGGACAGAGGCUUCAGGCAGAAGAGAACAGCGCUGGAGAAAGCCUGAGCAAGGAGACUACUUACGUCACUCUAGCAAGCAGUGAACACAACAUGUGCUCUGUUAGAACGCCGCCAGUCCUGCAAGAGGAGCACAGGCCAACAGCAAAAGCCCCUGACUGCACAGACUCGACAAGCAGACCUGAAGCUCAGGCAGACAAAGCGGGAGGCUUGUCCGCUCUCGCUCCAAACAACAGUGCCAACGGCAACACUGACUUGGAAGCUGUUGUGGAGCACCCAGAAGGGACAGCUCCGAUGCAUGAGAGUCCUACUCUGUACUUCAGUGCUAAUGCAGAGGCCACUGCAUCUCUGAACAGAGGUGGGGGAGCAGCCAGCUGUGUGGCUGAUGGCCUUGUGGAGCUGAGGGAGGACAGCAGGCUCAGGCCUGUACCAGAUAACAUCGUAGGUAAAGGAGAGGGCUUCCCCAUUACCGUGGCUAAUAUCAGUCCAAUCCUGGGUGUUGGCACUCCUGGCUUUCUGCAAAGCGGUCCGUCCCUCUGCUGCACCAGUAAGUGCAGUGCACUGAGUCCAUCCGAGGAAACCUCGGAGGUCACGGAGCAGGCACAGUGCCACCACUGGGGCACCGCAUCCCUUGGGACUUGGGUUGCUGCUGUGAAGAGGAGACUAAGGCCAGCUGAGGAACCGUGCUACACGUCCACCCCCAAGGCUGACCCCCCCAGCCAGGACUGCAGAGUGGGGGAGAUAAAGGAGAGGACGAAACUAAUGGGAUUGAUGGAGCAAUUGUAAUGGAGUGAGACUGUAAAUUAACCAACUGGGGCUGUGUGUUUGGUGUCCAAUCCAGUCCUCUGAUAUCUUGUUAAUAAUUCACUCUUAAGUCUCCAUAGGAGCGUACAGCUCCAGUUCUUGUCUGUCUGGAGUUCUGACCUUUUCCUCCUGCUGGGGAUACGUUGCUAGAUUCCUCCUUCCUGAACCCACGUACUGUAUCAUGCAGAGUAGCUCCCCAGCUGUUUGCAGUCUUUUACUACUCCUAGAGUCCAGCUCUGGAGCUGUGUGCUUGCUCCCUCUAAAAUGGCCAUGCUCUUCUGUAAUCUGGGGCCACGAUGGCAGGAGUUGCAUCGUAAAUUGGCAGUAGCAGAACCUGCUGUAAGUAGUGGGGCAACGAUUCUGCUUAACGGAGGUUGUGCCAAUAGUACUUGGGUAUGUUUGGGAUUCUGUGGGUGGGCCAGGAGGGGUGUUCCAUUAGAUGUGAAAUCCUGCGGUGGCAGACAUUCACUGGAAUGGGCAGGGGACUGUCUCAGGUAACUAACAAUGGGCUACAGAAUCUUCCGCUGCUCGGGCCCAAGAGCAUAUCCAGCACCCGACAUGAUUUUCAGUCACUUUUACAGCUUAAAAGUGCAUCAAAGCAAAAGUGCAAAAGUUUUUCUAAUGUCUUAACUACUUGGGAAAGGAGGGGGGUUUGAUGGAAAACUGGCCAAGUGUCUUCCACGCAGCAUGCUAGCAAUGCCAGCGGAUACGACGAAUGCCAGAGACCCUCUCUGCCUGGCUCUGACUCUAGGACUGAGGCUGUGUGGCUGUAGCAGUAGGAACUGUAGUCUCCUCUACGAUGGCCUAGCUCUGCUGCCUGCAACAAAGGGAAGGUACAAAUGUUAAAUUAGGCAUUUAAAGAUCUUACUAAGCAACCAAAGCAUGGCGCCCCUUACGUAUCUGUGACAACGUCUUGAAACUUGGCCCUUAACAGCCCUCCUUCCAAAGGGUUAUUUCCCCAGCUGCUUGCUUCUCCCCAGCUUGGAGGAACAGCUGCUGGCUGGGUGAUUUUUGUAUCUUGACCUCUGCCUAAAGCAAGAGUCUUUCCCUUUCAGGGCAAACAUGAGUUCACAACAAAACACUGUGAUCUUCCUUCUAGAAUGGGAGGGCCAAUCAAUCCCUGCUGCAGGGUUCAGGAGGCCUUUGCCCCCAGGGGACUUUUUCACCUCCACUUCCAGGUGGCAUCAUGAAGAGCCCCGCUCCUCUUUCUGUUCCAGGCUGAAGCCCCUCAGAGUAUGUUUACACUGCAGCUGGGUGAGCUCCCAGCCCAGGUAGACAGACUUGCACUAGCUUGGCUUGAGUGAGGAUGCUAGAAAUAGCAGUGUGGACGUUGUGGUUCCAGUGGAGACUCAGGCUGGCCACCUGAGCUCAGAUCCAAUAGAGCCAGAGCUGCUGCCUAAGCCGCAGUGUCCACACUGCUAUUUUUAGCGCACUAGCUGAAGCCCAGCUCGCGUGAGUCUGCCUACCCAAGCUGAGAGGCUCGCUCCCACCUGCAGUGUAGACAUACUCUAAAUCAGGAGCAGAAUCCUGCCUGUCACAGAGCCGCUUCCUACGCUGUCCUCCUCUGCUCAGGCUUUCUCUCCAGCCUUCUUGCAGUCCUCCACCCAACUGCUCCAGCUCCAGGCCUCUUCCCCCGCUCCCUAGGGACGGCCUCACUCUAGAUCUUAAGUAUCAGAGGGGUAGCUGUGUUAGUCUGGAUCUGGAAAAACAGCAAAGAGUCCUGUGGCACCUUAUAGACUAACAGACGUUUUGAAACAUGAGCUUCUGCAUGCAUCCGACGAAGUGGGUAUUCACCCACGAAAAGCUCAUGCUCCAAUACAUCUGUUAGUCUAUAAGGUGCCACAGGACUCUUUGCUGCCACUCCAGAUCUUGCUUCAAUCCUGGUGUCUCCUAGACUGAGCACAGAGCUUGCCUGCCCCCAAUUCCAACCAGGGCUGACUUCCCGCUUGGUCACGUGAUCCGUCAGGGGAAACUGAGGGGCUGAGCCUUGGAGCAGGGGUAGCUGGACCUACGCGUGCCCUUACAGGGACACACUGCACUACAGCUGAGAGGGCUGAUCACCGGGCGGCUGGCUUGGCUCACAGUCUGUGGUGUACCAGUACCCAGCACAGACACAGAGAACGGGGUGAAUAAGUGGCCUCCCAAUAUGUCCUUGCUGUGUCUGAGCAUUCAGUUAAAAUGGAUGGUUUGUCAGUUCCAGGCAGUGACUCCAGCCCAGCUGAAGCAGGAACAGAAAACAUAUGGGGAUGGAAUUGGGCGUUUCUUAGCUUAGCCGGAGCAAUAAUGUUCGGAGUCAUUUAUUUCAAGCCCAGGCAAAUUCAUUUCCCUCCUCGUUUAACAAAAGAAGUGAAGUCACAUUGGUCUUUGAGCUCUAACCUACUUGUAUUGACUACACCUGGCAGAAUUGUCCUGGUGUGCCGCUAACAUGUCCUGCUGCCAGGGGGGAGAGCCAUGAUUUACUGACCAGGCGAGCAAUCAGUAAAAGCUCCCUUCCCUAUUUUGAUUGAGUUUUAACAGCUUGGACAUGCCUAGUUGGACAGGUUUCACAAGAUGGAUUUUCAUGUAUUUAAGUAACGCUUGGGUGCUAAUGUCACAUUGAAGCUAGUUUCCAGUGUAACUAACUCGGGAUUGUAUAUUUUUUAUGGCUAUAAAAUAGCAUGUUGGAUGUGCUCGGUGUGGAAAGAGACAGUUGUAGUGAGUUCUAAUUUCAUGAUGACAUCAGCAGAUAUAUUAUGUAGGCACCGUAGUGGCUCCAUUCUUCAGCUUUUAUUAUGCUUUUAUGUUUGACAGUAUCUCUGACUGAUUGGUGUUGUUUUUAAAAACCACGGAAAGUAGCAAAUCCUGUCUGAAGUUUUGGAUGUGUUGAGCUAACCGAUGGGUGCUCAAGAGACAAAAUAUCUACCCGGAAGUGUAAUUUGGGCUUCUCUGUCUCACCUUUGGGAAACAAAGCCACUGCAGAGCUUUACACCAAACGACUAAUGGCAGCUCUGAUGCAAAUACACUGUCAUUCCAUUUCCAUUGUAGAAAAGGAGAAAAAGGUUCUUUGUCCCUAAACACAACAGAGUCACAGGGCUGGUCUAUACUAGGGGGGGAAAUCGAUCUAAGAUAUGCAACUUCAGCUAUGUGAAUAGUGUAGCUGAAGUCGAAGUAUCUUAGAUCGAGUUACCUACCAUCCUCACGAUGCAGGAUCAACAUCCGUGGCUCCCCCUGUCGAGUCCGCUACGGCUGUUCGCGUUGGUGGAGUUCGGGAGUCGACAGGAGCUCGUUCGGGGAUCGAUUGCUACCCGCCGAUACGGCCGGUAGUGAAGACGUACCCACACCUAGAGUAGCCUAUGAAGGUCCCCACCUUGAUUCAGUGUGUCUAUUUUCAGGUUAGAGGAGGCUCAAAAACCAGAAAACAAUAUUGAGACAAGCUCAGGUUUUAGAUUCCAUUUUAUUUUUGUCUAUUUUUGAUACGUGCUGAUUGGUUUUGUUUUGUUUUGCAAAACAACCUUCUUUUGGUUGAGAAAUUCAGCCGUUCUCAAGCUGACAGGUUGCCCCAGCAAAGGAAAUGCGAGCGUGACCAUGUUGAACAGUUCGGCCAGAGUCGCUCUCAAUGAGGAGAAAGGAGGUUUUGCAGGGAGCUAUCCUGUGUCACACAACUUCCCGCUGCCCAACAAGGCUAAUGAAAUGGAGGGGUGAUGGAAAUGGGUGUGGCUGCAGCCUAGAGAAGCAUGGAGAAUCAGCCCAAUGGUUAGAGCACUUGCCUAGGGCUUGAGAGCUGGGUUCAAUUCCCUUCUCUGCCACAGACUUUUUGUGUGGUCUUAGGGAACUCACUUAGUCUCUCAGUGCCUCAGUUCCCCAUCUGUAAAUGGAGAUAACAGACAGCCCUACGUCACAGGGUUGUUGAAGAUAAAUACCUUAGAGUUUAAAGUGCUCAGAUACUAUUAGGGUGAUGGGAGCCAGAUGAGUAUCUUAAGUAUAGCCAGAGGCCGGUGCUUCUCCCUGGGGGUCGAGGGGGAGCAUUUUGCUCUCAUUGCAGGCAAAGCCAAAGUGGGUGCCUGCAGCCACUGUGAAGGGAGCUUGGAGGUCAGCAAGGGGUAGGAAUGUGGGUGGGAACUCGGGAAAGUCACUUAGCUCUACUAGACUCCAGUUGAUAUUGCUAUCGUAUUUACUUCACAGUGAGGAUCCAUAAUGUGCGUAAAAUCCCCUCUGCUGAAAUGUGUAAUCUAGUGAAAGUGGGACAAGAUGCAUGUAAGAGGUCUGCUGUAUUCCAGGCCCAGCUGGACCUUCAAACAAAAAGCCAACACGCAUAUUGUGUGGCAAUGUUAACUGUCCUCAUCUGGACAAAAGCAAGGCGAGCUGGAGGUAAGCUGGAUUCUAGCUUAGCUCUGCUGUCUCUGAAUAAUGCAGCCACUGAUUGAUUUUCUGUGCAACGACUGCCAGACGCCCCAGAGGGAGUUAAUGCAUGUGAACCAAUUUCAUCCCAGCAGGAGUGACUGUGACCCAGUGUUUCUGCCUUAGCUCAGAAUAUCCUGGCUUUCCUAGAUGAGUUAGUACACUCUAUUUCAGCUACUUAUAUAGCGCCCUUUACCCUAAUGUCUGCUUUACACUCUAAGUAUUUUUCCACACGACGGCCUUGGGCGUUAGGAAAGCACUGUAUCCCGUGUUACAGGUAGGGCACUGUGACACAGAGGCUAAGUGACUUGCCUAAGGUCUCACACAACGUCAGUGGCAGAGCAGGGACUUGAAAGCUUAUGUCCCAAGUACUAGAAUCCUGCCCUAACCACUGGACCAUCCUUUCUUGUCAGAGAACUGCCUUUAUAAUUCCCCCUGGGAUUCAUAGGUUGGUGUCCACCUCCAGCUGGAGACCUGCCCCCCUUUACAGUAUUGAUAUACUUUGUCCUUGUUGCUUGUACGCAGGGGAUUCUGCUUUGUGUUAGGCUGGAGUUCACUUCACCAGCAUCUUGGUACUGGGGAGACUUUCAGAGGAACAGGUGGGAACUAGGGACCCAUCUCUUCCUGACUUGUAGUAGGAGUUGGGCUGCUUUGAAAAUCCUCCCCUUUGUUUAUUAUUUAUGUGUACAGUAACUCCUCACUUAAAGUCGUUCCUGUUAACAUUGUUAUGUUGCUGAUCAAUUAGGGAACUUGUUCGUUUAAAGUUGUGCAAUGCUCCCUUCUAAUGUCAUUUGGCAGCCGCCUGCUUUGUCUUCUGCUUGCAGGAAGACCAGCCUGUUGCAGCUAGCUGGUGGGGGCUUGGAACCAGGGUGAACCGGCAGCCCCCCAUUAGCUCCCCUCUCCCCUAAGUUCCCUGUGCAGCAGCUGCCUGCAGUUCAGCUGUGUCCCUCGCCCCACUGCCAUGUGCUACUCCUGUCCUCUGGCUUGGAGCUGCUCCCCUCCCCCUGCUCCUGCACCCUACUUACCCCAUCUUCUGUAGAGCAGGACUCUGGGGAGGGAGCUUGUAGCAGCUGAGGUCUCAGCAAGCUGAACUAAUUAACAAGGCAGUGUGCUUAAAGGAAAUGUGCAUAACUCCCUCCAUUCUUGGUGCCUUGCAAAGUGAGAAAGUUAACCCUUGAGGACUCAGCCAAGUGUUAGCUCAUCGUUUAGCACUAAGGGAAGUAUCCCACCCUCUGACUCCUCCACCUCAACCAAGCUUCACAAUCAUCAUCACCGUGUACUAGUAUUAAAUUGUUUGUUUAAAAUGUAUAUAUGUAUAUGUAAUAUAGUCUUUUGUCUACAUAGCCGCAUGAUAACUUCGGAAGAGUCACAUGUGGCUCUGGAACCACAGGUUGGCCACUCCUGUACUCGGUGCUGUAGCGACACAAAGCAAAAAAGACAGGCCCUGUAUCUUGACCUGAUGUCUGUUUAGUCCAUUCUAAAUGCCUAGUUUUGACUGGAAGAUUUCCCAGCUGCAUAUAACAUACUUGGAGGAGAGAGGGCUUUGGAAUUAUCAGUUGGGCACAAAAUAUUUUGUCUGUUCCUGGCAUUAAUUGUUGUGUCACUUGAAACCUGUUAAUCUGGAAGGGGUUAUUUCUUUGGUACGUGCAGCUAGAGAUUGCAAUGGGCACAUGUUAUAAACUGGACAAAUAAAUAAGCUCCCUGCUGAUCAUCUU
Messenger RNA from Gopherus flavomarginatus (Mexican gopher tortoise), 8587 nucleotides. RefSeq names its product XK related 5 (gene XKR5). Bases 270 to 2477 code for a protein of 735 amino acids. Gene Ontology annotation, biological process: apoptotic process involved in development; engulfment of apoptotic cell; phosphatidylserine exposure on apoptotic cell surface. Gene Ontology annotation, cellular component: plasma membrane. The record is from RefSeq and is a predicted model, not a curated record. NCBI's taxonomy places the organism in Eukaryota, Metazoa, Chordata, Testudines, Testudinidae. The transcript is spliced from 7 exons.